Messenger RNA from Owenia fusiformis, 3216 nucleotides. The record is from the annotation of a GenBank genome assembly. NCBI's taxonomy places the organism in Eukaryota, Metazoa, Annelida, Polychaeta, Sabellida, Oweniidae.
GCAAAAAGUAGGUCAUAUUUUUACAUUUUGAGGAGCUCAAAUAUUCUUAAAUUUGUACAUAUACUUUGGUGUUGAGGUACCUUUUACAGGAAAGAAUGUCGGAGGCUGAGCCAGUAGUUGUGUCCGAAGAUAAUGGACAGGUGGCUGAUAGUAAACCUGAUUCCCAGCCAACUGAACAACAAACUGAAAAUAAACCCGAAAUGAACAGUGAAGAAAAACCCAAAGAUGAAGAUAACCUUAGCAAUAAACAAAAUGAGGAUGAAACAAAAGAGGAAGGAAUGAAAAAUAUUGAUUCUCAAAAACAGACAGACAGUCCUGCACCUAGUAGUCCAAAAGAAACCAGCCCAAGAGAAUCAGUAAAUGACAAUGUUGAACCAGACAACACUAAUGAAAUGACAGGAGGUGAAGCAACUGAUAGAACUGAAAAUGAAGAGACAAUAGCAACAGAAAAAGCACAAGGGACCAUUGAAAAUGAAGAGAUUGACAAAAUGAAUGAUGGAGAAAAUGUUAAUAGCAACACAGAUCCAGUUGAAACUGAAGCGCAGACUUUAGUCCCAACAGCUACAAUGGAAGAAUCAAGCCACCCUGUAUUGAGUCCUGAACCGGAACAAGAUAAUGUUGCAACAGGAACUGAACCCACCACGGACACCCAUGUGGUUGAUCCCCAUGCAGAGUCUCCAAUUCCCCCCAGUAUGAGCUUAAAUGAUGCUACUGCAACAGUAAAAUUUGUUUUGAUGCCUAGUGGUCAAGUUGCAACUCUAGCUUGUACUUUGGGGCAAACACUGCGAGAAUUAAAGGAUCAUUUUGCAGCUGAGCUGAAGAUGCCACCACAACUCAUAUUACUCAUGUUUGAUGGGAAGAAUAUGUCAGACAAUAUUACUCUGUCAGACCUAGGGGUUGGUCCCAAUGGCACAGUGCAGUUAGAGAUGCAAUCAGCUGACCCUGUCAAUACACCUAUUCGAGCUAUCAGACCCAAAGUAGAAUAUCACAUGCCAGAUGUCAUCACUGUACGGGUGCAGACAGAUGAUGGAACAUGGAGUGAUGUCGUUGUUGAAAUAGAGAGGGCCACUAGAAAGAAACCGUAUCUUGGUGGCUAUAGACACAAAAAGACGGACGCUAUAUACCACCAUGCAUCUGCCCAAACACAACAAAAAACAACCACAGCGAGCAAUGUUGAAAGAUUUUGUCGCGACACACAAACUCAUCAACAAAAACACGAAGUCAUUCAGACAUUUGAGGACACCUCAACACAAAUGACAAAGAUAGGAGUGUACGUAUCCAACAUGGAGGAUAGUCUAAUUAUACCUGGAAAGUACACUACAGCUGAUGAACAUCAUGCUAUGAUAUUGACAAAGAUUAUUAUAAUUCAAAAGUACUACAGAAGGUGGCUGGCCAAGCGGCAGGUUACAAGGUUACGUGAUGAUAAAAGAAAAAGAAUUGAAUGGGAGAGAAGGGAGGAAUUACGCAAGAAGAAGGAAAAAGAAGAUAGAAUUAAAAAGGAAUUUUCCAGAAGGAUGAAUCCUAAAACAAAAGAGGACUUUGAUUUGCUGUACCAUGCUUUAGAAAAAUGGAGAGAUGAAGAGGUGGAAAAGAUCAAUGCUGAGUUGACAGGGGCAGAGCGUAAGGCAGCCCUAUGCCAGCUUCUUGAGCAAGAGACACAGCUCAUUGCAUCUAUAGGGAGACACAAACUCGAUGCAGAAGAUGAGAACAAACAAAAAAGAAUCCAGGGCUUUCUUGAUAAGGCUGCUGCUCCUAAGCGCUGGAAAGCAUUUGAUGGUGGCAACACAGAGAUGGACACCCCCUACACCAUACGUGCACAGGAGCUGAAAGACAUAUACAACAGCAUCAAUAUGAAGUACCUGACUCAAGAUGAAAGGCUGGAUGUACUGUUGACACUCAAGCACACUGUCAAGGAGCAUGACUGUAAACUGACCCAGGAGAUCAUAGAACUCAUAGAUCGUGAGGCUGACCUUCUAAUGCGUGGCGUCAAGGAGAGUAACCUCGAAGGACUAAGGAAGAGGAUCUCCACACUAUUUUUGCAGUAUAUCAAAACUCCAACAUUCAACCCAGAGGCAGCACGAUUGCUCAAGGUACCCCAAGAUCCAUCCCAGCUGCGUAAAAACAUCUACUUCUGUCCAAGCUGUAAUAAAUACCUUCCCUCCACAGAAUUUCAACUUUCCUCCAACGCUAGAACCACGAGCAAGUGUCGCCAGUGUGAGAAAGUUGACAAUGAUGGCCGUUUGCGUCAAGAUUAUAGUCAUUAUCGUCAUAUGAUGAAAUCUAUACAGAGAUCGGAAGAGGCACAUGGAGAUAGCUCGAAGAUCUGCUAUCUCUUACAGGAGAGUGACUUGCGUUACAUGGUGGAGAACAUCUGGUCCAGCCAGAGUGGACUUAGUGCAUGGGAGGACCUUUAUGACUUGGUUCUUGUACGCUGGGAUAUCCAUGAGGAAUGGUCCCCCUGGAACUGUGUGUUCUUAACUAAAGAGGAAGCAUCUGCACAUGAGAAACUUAAAAAUUUAGAAGAGGCAUACGACAAAGUUUUUAUUCACAAGGUGAAACACAAGCAUGUUUUGGCACGGAACUACUUUGCGAGACUACCAGGAAUGUCUGAACACAUGAGAACAAAAACUGACAAUAGAACAAUGAGCGGACCGUCCAUUGCUGGAAAAGCAGUCUCGAUGCAGGCAUAAAACAUAUUAAAAUAAUGGACAGAACUACCAAUAAGAAAUCGCAAAAUUCCUGUUAUCAAUUAAGCAACCAGUUUGAUAUUUCCUUCAAGUUAUUAACAUGGUUUUGAGUUCAACUUUAGAGAAGAUGCAAUGACAUAAGUGAUAGUCUUGUAUCAAGCCUCUAUUUCUCCAAGUGCAAAUAGAAAAGAGAAGCGUAGCCAUGUUGCAUGACCUUCAAACUUUCAAUUGCAUGCACCUGUAAUAAGCAAUUCCACUAUAUGUGCAAAAAUCUGAAAUUUUGAUUGCAGCUGGAACUUUACAAGUGUGCCUGUAUCAUGUGUAUGUUUCUGCUUCAAUUUGAUUUGAUCUUGCAAAUUAUAAAUUAUUUAAGUUCAUGUCAAAAUGCAACAGUAAUUAAACCAAUGUUUUAAAAAACACUCAUUCCACCAUUCAAACACAUGCAACCCAUAUAAAAGUGUACAUUGUUGUAAUAUAUAUCUGUACAUAGUAAUACAUAUGAAAUAUACUUUUACAAUUACUGAACUUA